This is a messenger RNA of Fukomys damarensis (Damara mole-rat), 7661 nucleotides long. It is a transcript of the gene Ankar, whose product is annotated as ankyrin and armadillo repeat containing. The transcript is spliced from 24 exons. Bases 3414 to 7409 code for a protein of 1331 amino acids. Lineage: Eukaryota; Metazoa; Chordata; Mammalia; Rodentia; Bathyergidae. The record is from RefSeq and is a predicted model, not a curated record. Gene Ontology annotation, molecular function: protein binding.
GAAUUUAGCCCUUCUCAGUUAUUUUUAUUAAAAGCCACUUUUUAAUUUUAAAAGUAAUUUAUCUGUGCCUGGAUUUAUAUAGCCAUCUUUCUUGAUAAAAAAUUUCAAAAUUUAGCCAUCACUUCUAAAGGGAGGUUUUCUUUAAACCUCAAGAAAUCUUUUUAAUAAAACUAGCUUUUAAAAAAAUGCCACCAAAAAUUUUAAAUCAAGCAUCUUGCCUCUUUCAUUUUAAUCUCCAAUUUCUGCAGAACAGAUCAGAUUCCAAACUACCUAAUAAAGAGUUUUCAGUUUAUCCUUUUUAUUUUAUAGAGCUUACACAGAAAAAUGAGUGUAUGUCCAAGAAAAGAGUAGAAUUGAGGGGCAAUGAAAAAAAAAAAUCUCCAAACUUGGAAACAAAAUGAUUACCAGACUGGUUUGCUUUCCACAUUGCAGAUUUUUAUAAGCCUCAAAACAAACAAAAAAUGAAUGUUACAAGAAUUGAAGUUAAGGAUGAACAUGCAUUAGCAAUCUAGGUCUUGGAAUUUUAGUAGCUUUUGGCUUCAUGAGCCUGUAUUCUUCAUUCACCUAAUUUUGAAUUUCCCUCCCUCAAUAAGGUUACACUUCCCUAUAGCCUCAAUGUGGAAACAACAGCUGUCACUAAGUCUUGCUGCUUACCUCAUUUUUCAAAGCUGUAAAAAACUUUCCCAUGUUAUCUUUGCAGCAGGCCAGGUAGAGUGAGGAGUGAAACAGGAUAUGUGUACUCCAGAUAUGCAGUACUGCCUAAUGCUUUCGUUAUCAAAUAUACCUAGUAACUGCCUAAAUUGAUUUGCGGUAUCGGCACAGACUUAAAAAAUCAAUCUUGAUUUUUGUAGAUCUGUGUUGGAAUUUCUUUUGAUUGGUGGAGAGAGCAAGUUGAUAUUUUAUCACAUCUGAAACUGGUAAACAUGACCACUCACCCUUCAAGAAUAAAGUGAUACCCAGAUUUUUUUUUUUUUUUGGCUAUUUUAACUGUAGUACAUAUUAAUUGGCUGUCUAUUUCUAGUUUGAUAUUAAAAAAUAAUUUCAAUUUUCAGUUCAUUUUUAUGUCAUCUUAAUAUAGAGAGUUUUUUUGCAUAAACUUACUGAUGCAGGAAAGGAUUAAUAUUCUCCCCUAAGUAGCCAGAUUCCCCUUGGCUAACCAGAGCUGAUCCUGAAGAUUUUAAAUGGUAAAUCAUGUGGAAAUGAACUUUUACUUGAAUUGGACAUGUAAUUAGGAAACGAUUAUCUGAAAAAAAAAUUGUAGUUUAUCAGUGUAGGUCUGUAUACUAGAGAAAAUAUUUUGAAAAGCAAAUGUACUGUUUCUUAGCUUCUCACUACAAUGUCAAAGAAUUAUAAUCAUUAGAACAUGUAGUGCAAUUAGUGUGAUAAGCUCAUUUCAUGGGGUUGUUAUCUUACCUCUUUUCUUUCUCUGUCAUUGAUAGCAAAUCAAAAAUUAUACAUCUAGGGCCAGGGAUUUAGCUCAGUGGUUCCGGCACCUGCCUUGCAAGCUCAAGGGCCCAAGUUCGAUCCCCAGUACCAAAAAAAAAAAAAUUAUACAUCUACAUAUGUAUAAUGGACUCCCACUUUAUUUAUUCAUUUUAUAUAAAUAUUAGUUGAACGUUUAUUUUUUGCAAACACAUAGAAAUAAGUCCAAAUGGCAAAAAACAGGUAAACAAAUACUUUAGUACAAAGUCCAUGAAAAUACGGCCCUUACUUGCCUUGUUUACACAGUAUCUGACACAUAAUACUUGAGCAUGAGCAAAAAUUUGUUUAAUUGCAUUAAAUGAAUUGAGUUGAAUCAACAAAUCAUUCCACGAGGAAGGAGUGUUUCACAUGUUUAGUGGGUGUCUGUCACUACAGUGGAUGAGAUUGGAGAAUAAACCUAGCUUGUGUGUUAGCUAAGGAGCAGCCCCUCAGCUAGGGUGUCACAGGUACUUACUUUUAUAUUAGAGGGUGUCACAACAGGGACAAACAACUAACGUUUCCUGUAGAUCAUGCUUGAGGUUCUGAAUAUUCCCAGGUACAGUAUCUCCAGGUGUUUAGGCUCCACGGCGACAAUUGGGUUGUCAUUCCCAACCCCCCACCUCCAGGACUACAUACCACUGAAUGCCUCUGAAUCUGUUGGGACCUGAAAUACAGAAGUAUUUGUUUGCUACCUAUGCUAUUGGCUGUGUUUGUGCCUUGCUUGCUAUGAACUUCAAAUGCUUGAGAAUGUUUGAUGACAGGAAGGAAUUCCGCUGCUAUCAGCUGGGUUUCCAGAUGUGUUGUUUCAGGCAACACAAUGUGUUCUGCAGCCUUGGUGUACUUAAAAGCAGUUCAGUCUCUUGAAGGUGGUGUCUCCUUGUCUCAGCGACAGCUUAGAUAGCUGUUAGCUUUCACUGUUAGAGAAGAUUUUAAGUCUAGUAGAUAUAAGGAAGAAAGAAAUUCUCCCUUUCCCGGGAGAGAACCACUCGAGUGGUGUUGCUGAAGUAGGCAUUAAUGCCAUCUGGCUGGGUGUGAGCCUCCUGGGAUUUGAGAGUCUUUGAACUGUAAAAGGUUACAGCUGUAACUGGAAUCUAAUGAACCCUGUGUUUUGGGGAAAGGGUCUUUGAUUAGGGUGAUGAGGGUCAAAAAGCACAAAAUAUUACCAGUAAUAUCCAGUGAGCUCCGUUACUUUUUGCAUUUGUUGACUGGUCUGGUAGUUCCCCCUCACGGCCACUGAAACUUUGUCAUCAUGUAAUGCCCUGGAGAAGAGAAUGUGGCAUGGACAAGGUCUUUAAAAUAUGUUAAAUUUCACCCGGAAGUGCUGUCCCUGCCAGGAGUAUAGGAACGCCAAGAGUCUCUCAGGUAACAUAAAAUGUAAAUAAGACAUCAUUUUAGUAGUUAGUGACACUUAAUGCACCAUCGAUGAACCAGGAAAUGAACCUGGGUCACUUGACACUAAAUCUGUCUUGAUUUGGGCUUCCUAGUCUCCGUAACUGUAAGAAAAUAAGCUUCCAUGUUUAAAAGCUCUCCAUUCUGAGCCAUUUUGCCAUAGGAGUCCAGAUGAAUUAAGGCAGAAUGGAAGGCAGGAGUGUGUGUGCCCACUGCCUCCUGUCCCCCCUUGGUGAAAGUCUGCAUGGAAUUGGGGGGAUUCUCUCAUGCUUGCAGUUGUGUUUAUGCGUCAGAAAGGCUGAUGGGUCCCCUCAGGACUCCAACACAGCGGAGGCAGAGAAGCCCAGGACAAAAAUAAGAGUCACGUGGUGCAUCUGCGGCAAGGUGCAGUCAGGUUGUACUUGUGUGAAAGGUAGUUGACGGGACAAUCAGAAUUUUCAAAUGUGGUCUGAAAGGAUGUGUGAUAUAAACAAACGCUAUUUGAUGCAGAGUGUUACUCCUGGGAAUUUAAAGCACCUUCACCUGCUGUUAGAGGCUGAGGACGCACCCUGGUCUCCAAUGGCAUGACCGGGAAGCUGGCACGAAAGCCUUGUGGUUGCAGCGGUCUGGUGGCAAGCAUGCAGCCUGCCCGCUCAGGUGUCUGUCAUGUUUGGGAAGUCGGCAGCUCCUCUGUGAUAUCACAGGAAAACCAGGUGCAGACCUUGCCACUGACCAUGGGAUGCCUUCAACUCCGUGCAAGAGUGGGUUUCCAACGACCGGUGCCAACUCCUUUUCUGGCAGGGCAGACUACUGAAAACCAGCCUUGGCCAGGGUUGGUUGAUAUUACACAGGAUCCAGACUUCAAUGGAAUCUAUGAUGAAGACAUGAAUGAAAAUCCAACAUAUAAUCCCAAUAGCCCCGAAGAAAAAGCUGUAUUUAUGAAAUAUGCUGAAAAUAUUCUGCUGAAAUUGACGUUCAGCACCAUACAACUUCAACAGUGUGAAAAUGUCUUUAUAUUUGAAGCAGCCUAUUGGCUUACCAAUGCUAUAAAAUCUACUCAGGAUUACCUUGAUAUUUGUACCUAUCAGAGACUACAACAAAGAUUAUAUCUUCAAAAAAAGGUUAUUCAAAAACACCUCGAGAAGAAAAAAGAAAUCAGAAGAGGGAUAAGCUAUCUAAAGUUGAUAUGCUUUCUUGUUCCACUCUUACUAAGUUUGAAAAAGAAAAUGAAAAUCCCAUAUUUAAAUAGCCUGCUUCCUCCUUUUUCAGAUGACAAAGUCAAGACAGAGCGAGAACUGCCUCCGUUUAUUUAUGGACGAGACUUCAAAUGCCAGAACUUUCACUACAAAGAGAAUCAAUAUUUUCAUGUUCAUGGAGGAAUUGAAUUUGAUAUCACAACCCCUUCAAUUGAGAAUGCUUUGGAUGAUUUUAAGAACAAUUUAGAAAAAAUACGGGCCUGUGCUGCUAAAACAUCUGCAGAAGAUUUCGGAUACAAAGAAUAUUACUCAAUACCAGUCAUGGAAUUUCAUGGGAAAAGCUAUUAUGUGAUCUGUUUUGAUCUUGAAAUUUUCUAUCAACAACUAUAUAAGACACAGUGGUGGGGAGCCAUAAAUGAAAUAGUGAACACUUUGAGGGUGAAAAGACUUCCACUGACGGAUGCUCAGUUACAUGAACAAUUUAAGAAAAAAUUUGGUUUCAAAAAAGCUAUGAAAUGCAAGAGUGUACCAUUUGGUCUGAAGUCCGCUGUGGAAAGAGGAUUAUCUGCUGUUUUCCAUACAUUUAGCCGUAAAACCUCAAGCUCCACGAUCAAUGUCUCCGAUGAAGCAGGGUAUGCAAUUUUCCACCACGCUGCUCUCCACAACAGAAUCUCCAUCAUAUGUCACCUGUGCGACGCUAACUUCAACGUCAACCAGAGACGCUUUGUUAUGUUGGGCCAAGAGUCAUCCAAAAUGGACACGAAAAAAGAAAGAAACGGUCCAACACCUCUACACCUGGCCGCACAGACUUGCUCAUUGGAGUCCACCAUCUGUCUACUUUCUUUCAAAGCUGAUUACACACUUUCUGAAAAAAGAGGCUGGAUGCCCAUCCACUUUGCCGCUUUCUAUGAUAAUAUCUGCAUUAUCAUUGUUCUCUGUAGGAAGGAUCCCAGUCUGCUGGAAGCAGAGGCAACCGCUGAGAAUCAAUGUACUCCACUGUUACUUGCUGCCACUUCGGGAGCUCUGGACACUAUUCAAUACCUGUUUUCUCUUGGGGCUAACUGGAGAAAAACAGACACUAAAGGAAACAAUAUAAUUCAUUUGUCAGUGCUAACCUUUCACACAGAGGUACUUAUGCAUAUAAUAGAAUUAAAUAUUCCUGAACUCCCAGUUUGGAAAACUUUAGUAGAAAUGUUGCAGUGUGAGAGCUUAAAACGAAGGGUGAUGGCUGUCAUGUCCUUAGAAGUAAUCUGCUUAGCAAAUGAUCGAUACUGGAAGUGUAUUUUGGAGGCAGGCACCAUUCCGGCCUUAAUCAAUCUACUAAAAAGUCCCAAAAUAAAAUUACAGUGCAAAACUGUUGGGCUCUUGAGCAAUAUCUCAACCCACGGAAGUGUCGUGCGUGCCUUGGUAGAGGCGGGCGCUAUUCCAGCGUUGAUCGCGCUCCUGCUUUCUGAGGAGCCUGACCUGCAGUCUCGCUGUGCUGUCAUUCUCUACGACAUCGCUCAAUACGGAAACAAGGAUGUGAUCUCCAAGCAUAAUGGAAUCCCGGCUCUGAUAAAUCUCUUGACGUUAGACGUAGAAAACGUGCUAGUAAAUGUGAUGAACUGUAUACGUGUAUUAUGUAUACAAAAUGAAAAUAAUCAAAAAGCAGUGAAAGACCAUAAUGGCAUCCAACACCUUAUUACAUUUCUGCAUACUGAUUCUGACGUGCUGCAGGCCGUGUCUUCUGCCACCAUCGCUGAGGUUGCCCGUGGCAAUAAGGAUGUGCAGGACGCUAUGGCAGAGGAAGGAGCGAUCCCCGCCCUGGUGGCUCUGUUCAAAGGCAAACAACUCAGUGUCCAAACGAAAGGUGCGACGGCCGUGGAAUCCCUGGCGAGUUACAACCCUCCGAUACAGAAGGCGUUUCUGGAAAAUAAAUUAACUAAACAUCUGUUAAAGCUCCUAAAGGCCUUUCAAAUAGACAUUAAGGAGCAAGGAGCGGCAGCGCUUUGGGCUUUGGCAGGACAAACUCUGAAACAGCAGAAGUACAUGGCAGAGCAGAUCGGAUACAACUUCAUAAUAAAUAUGCUUUUGUCACCCUCUGCCAAAAUGCAGUACGUUGGAGGUGAGGCAGUCAUAGCGUUAAGUAAGGACAGCAGAAUGCACCAGAAUCAAAUUUGCGAAGGCAACGGGAUCGCCCCGUUGGUUCGCUUACUGAGAAUUAAUAAGAUAGCAGAAAGCACCCUUCUCAGCGUCAUCAGAGCUCUGGGCUCCAUUUGCAUCGGUGUAGCCCACACAAGCAAUCCGGUUAGUCAGCAGUCUAUUGUGGAUGAAAACGCCUUUCCAGUCCUCAUCCAGCUCCUGAGGGAUCACCCUUCGCCUACCAUUAAGGUUGAAGUGGCGUUCUCCUUGGCUUGCAUUGUCCUCAGGAAUGAUGCAUUACAGAAGGAAUUACAAGACAAGCAAGGGUUCAAGUAUUCUGAUGUCCUCUAUCUUCUUCAUUCAACAGAUAAGGAUAUUUGCUUAAGAGCUGGCUAUGCAUUAACCCUUUUUGCCUUCAAUAAUCGAUUUCAACAAUACCUAAUAUUAGAAAGUGGAAAAAUCACCAUAUCUAUUUUUGAACAUUUCCUUGAAUCAACAAUUGAAACAGAGAAGGCAAUGGCAGCGUUUCAGAUUAUUGUGUUAGCUAAAGUCAUCAUAGAUGUGGACCAUAUUACUUUGUCUGCAAGAGGUGUUACUAUUUUAGUUAACAGUCUGUACUCAGAUCAGCAUAUUACUAUCAUCUUGGCAGGGAAUUUAAUAGGUAGCCUGGCUCACUCUAGAGCUGAUAUUCCAGAAGCAUUUACUACGUUAGGAACAAUCCAACGACUUUGCUACCAUUUGUACUCAGGAAGAGAAGAGGUUCGCACAGCAUGCUCCUGUGCUCUUGGAUACUUAACUUACAAUGCAAGUGGUUUCCGCAUUCUGUUAAAAGAAUGCAGGAAUAAACCUAAUCAGUUCCUCCGUAUAAGAAAUAAUAUCAGCAGAGAUGCAAGUAUUAAUCCAGCAUUUUUAAAGGAGUUUCAAAUGCAACAAAUGAUUGGACUUCCUUCUUUAAGUCUGGAGAAGAAUGGAGGUCCUUCCAUAAAUCCUGUCUUUAAAAAAGGGAAACAGCAUCAAAGAAAAUCAAAACCUAUUCAACCAAGAGAUUCUUUGACUUUAAUACCUCCCGUAACUAACUUCAUGGGACUCUUCAAAAUGACAAAAGAGAGCAACAUUUCUCAUAAUAUUUUUUCUUUUUCAUCUGCAAUUUCAUCAGACAUCAUAAAUGUAUCGAGACCAAGAAUAGUGUAUUUUAACCAACUUGGAAAACAGGAACGAAAAGGCAACCCAGAGCCUGGAGAAGGCUUCUCCAACGUCUUUUGAUAUAUCCACUCCAAGAGGACAUCUGCACCGUAAGACAAAUCACAUUAUCUCAAAUGCUUGUUUCAUGAUCCAUCGCUAGUUCUGCAAACUGUUUUAGAAUUCUGAUGAGCAGUAUCGAAUGCGCAGCAGCUCAUGGUAUGUGGUGACGAGUACUGCAUACAUACAAGCACAGUGGAACCUCAAGCUAGGGUAAUGAAGACCAUCUCUUUAAUAAGAAAUAUAAAUUUUGAGAUGUUUUUGAGUAAUAGUUUU